UAGGAGUGACGAGGCUACUAUUAUCCCCAUGGAGGCAGUUCAACAGUCGGCCGCCGCCUCGAGAUUCAAAGGCCUACCGAGUCACGGCCUUCGCUUGUCGAACCGCUGUGUCGUAGCGGAUACAACCGGUGCAUUUUUAAUUACAUCUCUAUGUUCAUCUCUAGGUUCAUUUCUUAAGUCAUCGCAGGGAGCCGCGUCGCGAUGGACAUCAAAAUCCGCCACGUGUCGCCUGCUGAUGCUGCUGCUCCCCACGCUGAUCGUCGUUCAUUCGCUCCUCUCUAGCCGCGGCACCCUGGAACGUUCCUCGCAGGUUCUCGACGCAACGGCCGCACUAGACGCGAUAAGCGUCCCGAGCGGGGUGUCGCGUAUCGCUGUGAACGGUGCAGAACCUGGUCUCUUCGCGGCGUCCCGUGCCAGCAGCACAUGGAACGACCUUGACCCUUCAGGCGGCGGCGGUGGCCGAAAUGCUGGCUCUGUCCCCGGCGGCGUGACUGUACUCGACACAAUCAACGAUGCUGUUACGGAGGUACAGCAGCAGCAGCAGCAGCAGCAGCAGCAGAAGCGGCAGCAGGAUUCAGACGGGUCGCAGCAGGCGCGGCCCUCCCUGACAGCGCAGGUAGACUGGGAGGAAGUGGAUGAGGCACGGGCUGUGGAACUAUCCCUGGCUGUUGCCAGCCGUGCACCAACCGCUAGAACCGCUGCUGCAUUGCCAGCGCAUGGUGUCGCUGAUGCCCGUACCCAUGCCCAUGCCAAUCCCAAUGCUCAUGCUGAUGGCAAUGGCAAUCAGAACGCCAAUCUCAAUGCCAAUGCCAAUGCAAGUGCCGAUGCUGGCGGCAUUGGCGGUGCGGGCGAGGGAUAUGACGGUUCGGAGCGGUUCUACAGGGUGACGGGUGAGGGCGACUACUGCGCGGGCGAGUCUCAUUGGAAGUGGAGCUUCCUUUGCGCCGCAGCCGAGGCCCGCCUGCUCAACCGCACGCUCGUGCUGCCCCUCGCUCGCUGCAUGGACGCCACCCACACGCUGUCCAAUGUGACGGAGGAGAAGCCCAUGGCGCUCUACUACAACAUGGACCACUGGCCGCGCAUCCAGCCCAUAAUGCUGGACCUCCAAUUCGAGCUACGGUUUGGUUCUCUCAAUGCCACGAUCCUCCGGGCCCGCCACAACAUGAGCGUGCACGAGUUCCAAGCUCGCGAGCCCACCAGCCGCCUGGAGAGUGCGGAGGCGCGGGGCGCCACGCUGAUCGUGCGCCAAGCACGCUUCGCUUAUGAGAUCUGCGCCCUGCCAGGGAAUGCGAAGCACCUGGUGCGCAACUACAACCUGAUCCAGCGGCCCAAGUACCUGUGGCGAGUGGCGGAGGCAAUUCAGCGCAGCAUGGGGUUUGGCUAUGUCAGCGUGCACGUGCGGCGCGGCGACAAGCUGAACCGCCACUUCUGGCCGCACCUUGACCGGGACACGCGGCCCGACGCCCUGCUCAAGACUCUUCCCAAGUUCAUCCAGCCGGGGCGCCACGUGUACAUAGCGUCGAACGAGCGCACUCCGGGGUUCUUCAGCCCGCUCGCCUCGCUCUACAAGAUCCACGUGCUCUCCGACUACCGCCACCUCUGGGCGCCCGGCAGCGACUGGUACAAGGGGUGCCGGGAGCUCAUGGAGCGGCACCGAAUCAAACUCGGGGCCGAGCCAGUCUUUGACGCACAAAUGCAGUGGAUCGUGGAUGAGAUUCUGAUGAGUCAGGCAAAGAAGAGAGUGGAGACAUUCUUUGACCUCACCAAUGAUACGAGACACGCUAUGUAAGGUCUUGCACAACAGCAUUACCGUUGUACUAAUGUAAAUUAAUCAAUCUAAGGCUGCUAGGAAUGAAUGCGAAGGUAAGGCAGGAUACGCUACGAGUUCAAGCCUACAACGAUUGCCUUUAACAUGUCAGCAACGGUUUUCCAUUUACCGCAAGAAUCUGU
Closterium sp. NIES-67 is the source of this 1950-nucleotide messenger RNA. The record is from the annotation of a GenBank genome assembly. Lineage: Eukaryota; Viridiplantae; Streptophyta; Zygnematophyceae; Desmidiales; Closteriaceae.